AUGACAAAUGAUGAAUUGAUAAAAGAAAUCAGCAAGAAAUUAUUUGAGGAGUUAUCUUCUAUACAUACCAUCAACCCACCCGUUUGGACACCUGCCCUGGAGAAAUAUAUUGAUAAUAUUCUCAAUAAAUCCAAGAAUGAUUUUAAGAGGGCGGUUCUGGAUGAUAAUCCAGACACUGGAGAUGAAUUAUUCUAG
This is a messenger RNA of Dentiscutata erythropus, 195 nucleotides long. The record is from the annotation of a GenBank genome assembly. Lineage: Eukaryota; Fungi; Glomeromycota; Glomeromycetes; Diversisporales; Gigasporaceae.